AUGGCAGUAGAAAAUAGAAUAGUCAAAUCAGUUGGCCGCUGUCCAACGUACGGCCAGCAGAAUAUUUGUCCAGCUCGGUCAGUAACCUGUAACUUGGAUAACAUGUGUCAGGCACCUCUCGAACGUUGCUGCACAACGGCCUGCGGUAUGCGCUGCGUAACUGGAGAAUUAACAGAUUGUGAACAACUGGACUUGGCCGCUUUGCGACACUCUAGAGCUAAUGGCCUGUCCCAAUUUGCGCCGCGUUGUAACAACAUUACCGGAGAGUUUGAUCGGGUUCAGUGCGGUCCAAUUGCGGAUCCUGUUUGUUGGUGUGUCGAGGAGUUUGGUGGCGAGAUUGCUGGAACGAGAGCCAGCGAGAGACGUUUUGUUGAUUGUGAUCAUCCAAGGAUCUGCCCAGCACAUAUUUGUCGGAUGCUCUGUCCUUUCGGCUUUGAGCAUUGUCUUAAGAAGCCGAGUGCGCACGUACGCCUAUUGCUUGUUGUUACACGUGCGGGGUUUUGGAUUGCAGUGAAAUUUAGGAAAUAUGGAGAGUAUGAGUCCCGACAGUGUUCUAGGAAUGGUCUUGUUUGCUGGUGUGUUGAUCUGUUAGGCAAGAAAUUGAACAAUUCUAUGGGUCCAGCAAAUAAAGUGGACUGCAAGCCACUAACGGUAAUCAAGGCAAGGUCCCUGUCUGCAAUAAAUUCGUCCUGCAAGUUCCAACAAUGUGCUCAAGUUUGUCAGUAUGGCUUCAAAGUUGAGGCUUCUGGUUGCUCGACUUGUGAAUGCGAUGAUCCCUGCCAAGGAUACUCUUGCCCAGCAGAUGAAGAGUGUGUACUGCGCUUGGAGAACAAUUGCUCGGACUUCCUCUGUCCAAUGAAACCUGAAUGUCGCUCGAAACAAAUACUUAAAAAUCCUUGUAUUAUCGGCUCACCGUUAAAUGAUUCGGAGGGUAAUGUUGUGAUCUGCUCGAACAAUAUGACCUGCCCACAAAAUCACACAUGCACGAGUGCAGUUAAGGCCAAUAAAUCUAUUUGUUGUUCUAUCAUAACGCCUUUCUCGAAACCGUUCACUAGUGAGUUGUGUGAAUACCUUCGAGACUUUCGUGAGAGAAUGGAGGGUACUCGAAAAGGUAUGAACCUGGCAAUUCCUGCACCUCAAUGCGAUGAUAAUGGCGGUUUUCGGGCACUUCAAUGUCACGACAAUAACUGUACUUGUGUAGAUGAGUACGGUGUUCCUCUCAAAUUUGACGUUCACUCCAAAGGCAAAAUUCAUUGCACUACAGUACGCAACCUCCUCAACCAUUGUGAGCUCUUCAAGUGUAAUCUCACUUGCCAUUACGGAUAUCAACUAGAUGCGAUAGGCUGCCGUGAGUGCCGAUGUCAAGACCCUUGCCAGAAUGUGAUAUGCAACCUUGGAGAAGUCUGCAAUCUUGUCAAUGUAAACUGUGGUCUAGAGCAGUAUUGUCCUUCAGUACCAGCUUGCCUGGCCAUUAGGCCCGGUCAAUGUCCUUACCUCAUACCUAGUUCCUCCAGUUGCGAAGUUCUUUGCAAUAAUGAUCAGGAAGGCCCCACUGGCGACAAGUGCUGCUCCACAGGCUGCGGAACACAAUGUAUUUCCCCAGUAAUGGCAACUGCCUGUCAACACGCAAAGGCAGCUGCAGAACAUAGGGCCCGAGAAUCUGGGGAGCCGGCGAGACGCAGCUAUAUUCCACGUUGUAACACUGCGGGUCAGUUCGAACCAGUCCAGUGUCAAGAGCUCGUGUGCUGGUGUGUGGAUAAGGAGGGCAGGGAGGUCGCAGGUACAAGACGGCCUCAUGGUCAGGCUCCAGAAUGCGGGGCGCCUCAGCGAUGCCCCUAUGUUGACUGUCACUUAGAAUGUCCAGAUGGGCUUGAGCUUGAUCUGGAUGCAGGAUGUCCGACUUGUGCCUGUCGUAAUCCUUGUAAGGCAAUCACCUGUCGUGGCGAAAAUGAAGCUUGCAGGAUGGUUGAAGUUGCAUGCAGUGUGCCACCUUGCCCACCGGUGCCAAUGUGCUUACCUAAGAAGGACAAUCCCUGUCCUCACGGCUCGCCACUUAUCUUGGAAGACGGUCCAGCGACUUGUGGUCCUCAUGGUCAGAAUUGCCCGUCGACUCAUAAGUGCGAGCUCUCGCCCUUGGACGAAUAUGCUGUUUGUUGUCCAAAACCCCGAGAAGUCUGCUUCGAGGUGCCGCAUAAAGUUGCUUGUUCUCUUAAUAGCACUAGCGAUAGAUGGUAUUUUGAUACAGAAUUGAACGGUUGUAAAAAGAAAGAAGACUGCUGGAUUGGAUACAACGACUUCUCUAGCAAAUACGUUUGUGAUACUGUUUGCCGUGUAUUAUCACAAUGCGAGAAGCUGAGGGAACGGAAUCUCAAGUCCACCGAGAAGUACAAGCAACCCUCAUUUUUACCUAGAUGUCAUCCAAACACGGGUGCAUGGGAGCCAGUCCAAUGUCACGAAUAUUUAAAGAUAUGCUGGUGCGUAAAUAAGAAAGGUGAGCCAAUUAAAGGCUCGUUUACAUGUCACAACGAGCCCAAGUGUAAUUUUCGGCAGGCGCGUCGAGGUAGAGACGAGAUGGUUUCGGCUACAGAGAUUGAUACUCGAAUAAAAGCUUAUAUGAGUGGUGCUUACACUGGACUUUCAACCGAUGGAAAAUCGCUAAAUAAUGUAUUUGGUAGCAGAUGCCAAAGUAUGACAAAACGUAGCUUUGUACCCGCAAUAUGUGAUAAGUACGGACAUUUUGAGCCGACGCAAUGUGCAGCUGAGACCUGUUGGUGUGUGGACGAAGCUGGCAAUCAACUCGUUGGUUCCGAGCUUUUUCUCAAAGGGACCAAUAUUUGCCGUGAGUACUGUUACAAGAUCAUAAUCCAUUAUUUCGUGUUAUAGUUAUCGUUUUUAUUUAUCUUUCUCGGAU
Ceratosolen solmsi marchali is the source of this 2911-nucleotide messenger RNA. Its product is annotated as thyroglobulin. Gene Ontology annotation, molecular function: serine-type endopeptidase inhibitor activity. Gene Ontology annotation, biological process: cell-matrix adhesion. The transcript has 9 exons. Bases 1 to 2883 code for a protein of 960 amino acids. Lineage: Eukaryota; Metazoa; Arthropoda; Insecta; Hymenoptera; Agaonidae. Gene Ontology annotation, cellular component: basement membrane; extracellular region. The record is from RefSeq and is a predicted model, not a curated record.